AUGCCGGUGUACAGGAUCCGCGGCGUCGACGUCGACUUCCCCUUCGACGCCUACGACUGCCAGAUCACCUACAUGGACCGCGUCCUUGAAUCCCUCCAGCAGGGAAAAAACGCGCUGCUGGAGAGCCCCACGGGGACGGGGAAGACGCUGUGCCUUCUCUGCUCGGCGCUGGCGUGGCGCCGCACCUUUGGGGAGUUUCUGCGUGGAGGAGGCGGCGGGGGUGGUGGUGGCGGCGGCGGUGGGAGCCAGCCGUCGCCAUAUGGGAGCCAGCCUUCUGGGAGUCAGCGCUCGGGAGAUUCUGGGUCACAGUCGUCGCCGUACCCCGUGAUCAUCUAUGCCUCCCGGACCCACAGCCAGCUCCGGCAGGUCAUCAAGGAGCUCAAGGCCACCAAUUACAGGCCAAAAAUGGCAAUACUGGGUUCCCGUGAGCAAAUGUGCAUCCACAAUGAAGUGAGCAAACUCCGGGGAAGACAACAGAACAACGCCUGCCACUACCUCUGCAAGAAACGGUGGUGCCGCCAUCAUAACUCUGUCACUGAAUACAUGAGGAACAGCAGUGAGCUUGGAAAUGAGGCUUUUGACAUUGAAGACUUAGUUAAUAUUGGGAGAACUAAGGGCCCGUGUCCAUAUUACAUCUCUCGGGAACUUUCAAAGUCGGUUGAUAUUCUUUUUGCUCCUUACAACUAUCUUAUUGAUCCAGGAAAUCGACGUUCUUUAAAUGGAAUACCAUGGGAUAAUGCAGUACUUAUAUUUGAUGAAGCACACAACCUGGAGAGUAUAUGUGCAGAUGCUGCAUCUUUUGACUUGCUUCCCAAUAACCUCUCUUCUUGCAUUGCGGAAGCUCAGGAAUGCAUCCAAUUGUGUUCAGCAAAGAGGUCCAUUGAAAGUUCUGCCGAUAAACAAUUUGACCCUGAAAAUUAUGCUAUCCUCAAAGCCCUUUUAAUGGCACUUGAAAAAAAAAUUACUGAGCUGGUGAUUGAGUCCAAGGAGAUGGGCUAUACAAAACCAGGGAAUUACAUGUAUGAGUUCCUCUCCGAACUGAAUAUUACUUCUGAAACAUCCAAAAAGCUGAUUGACACAAUUGAUAGUGCUUCUCUAUUACUUGAGGAAGGAAAUUCUGCUGAAACUGGACCUGGGAUGAAGGCUAAGGCUACUGUAUGUAGAUUGGAAACAAUCAGGGAUAUUCUUGACAUAAUAUUUAGGGGUGGUGGUCAAAGCCAUGCAAAGUAUUAUCGUUUUCAUGUGAAUGAUUGUCAACAAACUUCUGGAGAUGCACUGAAAGUUUUGGGUAAGGUAUCAAGGACUCUUAGUUGGUGGUGUUUUAACCCAGGGCUUGCUAUGGAAGAGUUUCUGAAAUUGGGUGUCCGCUCGAUUAUAUUAACAUCUGGCACUUUAUCUCCGUUGGAUUCGCUUGCCAUGGAACUAAACCUUGAAUUUCCAGUUAGGCUAGAGAACCCACAUGUCAUUGCUUCAGAUCAAAUCUGGGUUGGAGUUGUGCCUGUGGGCCCAUCAGGACAUCCACUUAAUUCUUCUUAUCGGACCCGUGAGACUCUGAAAUACAAACAAGAAUUGGGUAUAGCUAUUGUUAAUUUUGCCCGCAUUGUACCAGAUGGUCUUCUUGUUUUUUUCCCGUCAUAUUCUAUGAUGGACAAGUGUAUCAACUGCUGGAAAGAUAUGAACCAUGAAAAUUCAACGGAUGAGCACACAAUCUGGCAACGAAUCUGCAAGCACAAGCAACCAGUUAUCGAACCUAGGCAGUCAUCAAACUUUCCAAAUGCAAUCGAGGAUUAUGCAGCCAAGCUACGUGAUUCUUCCACUACCGGGGCAAUAUUUUUUGCAGUCUGUCGUGGCAAAGUUAGCGAGGGCCUUGAUUUUGCUGAUCGUGCUGGAAGAGCUGUAAUAGUUACUGGAAUGCCCUUUGCCACCCCGACCGAUCCUAAGGUUCGGCUCAAGCGCGAUUAUUUGGAUAAGCAGGGCACAUCAUCUAACAAGAACUCAAAGGCUUUGACAGGGGAGGAGUGGUAUGUACAACAAGCAGCAAGGGCUGUCAAUCAGGCUGUUGGACGUGUCAUUAGACAUCGCCAUGACUAUGGAGCAAUUAUUUAUUGUGAUGAAAGGUUUGUUUGGCAAAAUUAUCAAUCUCAGAUGUCAUAUUGGCUGCGACCUUACAUAAAGUGCUAUAAAAAGUAUGGAGAAGUAGUCCAAGGGUUAACCAGAUUUUUCCGAGAUAAAGCGUCUAUGGAUUCUUCAAAGCCAAAAGAGACAGAUUUUAAUGAUAGUAUUGUACCGCUUGCAGCCAAACAUACACCUCAGGCUGCUACUACAACAAAUGAGAACCAGGGAACUACAAUAUCUCUGAACGCAGCUGCCGCAAGAAGUAACUAUAUCAAGUUUGCCCAGAUCACUCCUGCCAAUCGCUCUGCCCUUUCUAUGAAACAUGGUUAUUCAUCUACCUCAGAGCGCUUGUCCUCUGAAGACCAGUCUACGGAUGCUCAGAUUGUUGAUUUGACUGCUGAUGUGACAACACAUGGACAUCUAGCACGACAUACAUUCAAGUCCUCAGGGGUUAAAAAAGCUAAAGUAAUGGUUGGAUCCAAAGAUGCUAUUUGUUUUGAUGACAGAUCUCCAAAAUUACAACAUAAUGUUGGGUCAAGAGCUUUGGCUGGGUUGUUAGGUGAGCGAUCUACAGCUUCAUCAAACAAAAGUAAUAUUGAACUGCCUGGAAACAGUAGUUGUAUUCAUGAGAAGUCUGGAGGCCAGGAAUCUAAUGCAGGGCCAGCCUUCUUGAAGCUGGCUCGAGAAAAGCUUAGUACUGCAGAAUACAGAGGUUUUGUUGAAUAUAUGAAGGCCUUGAAACUGAAAACCAUGCACAUCAAGGAUUCACUUGAUGCAAUAGCAAAACUGUUUUCGUCUCCAGAGCGACUCCCACUUCUUGAAGGGUUCAGGGUUUUUGUUCCAAAGAAUCAUCUUCCUUUAUAUGAGCAGCUUGUUCAAAGCUAUACUAUGCCUAAUACGUGACGACUUGAUCUGGUGAACUAUCUAAAGAUCAAGUUCUGGAAACUUCCAUGGUGAAUGCAACCUGUGCUUCCCAUUUCAUAUUUUUACCCUUGAGUUCUUAAACGUCAAUUCAAACAGUAGAAUUAUUCCCAUCAUUUGGUACGCGGGGGCCAUUGAAGAAGAAAUUUUUCAUGCCAGCCAGUGCGUUGCAGAUAGUGGAGUAUAUGUAGCUUAGGAUGGAGGUGAGUCCACAUAUGGGUACCUUAUUGGCCCACUAGCUCAACUGAGAAUGUACGUUCAUUGCUAGUGAAACUGCGUUAUUAGCUAAACUGGAGUGGGUAACGGGUAAUGUGGUGGGCUGCCCACUUGUCUCUUUGUGUAGGUCUCAAUUGUAAAUUAAAUCAAUACCUUGAAUAUAAUUAUCUUUUGUUACUUUUAUGGGAAACUUUAAUACACAUUUGAAAUAAUUUGUUGUGUUAUAGAUUGACCCAACCUACCUGAUGGUUUCUGUUGAGAUGACGUGCUUC
Messenger RNA from Oryza brachyantha (malo sina), 3524 nucleotides. Its product is annotated as regulator of telomere elongation helicase 1 homolog. Gene Ontology annotation, cellular component: nucleus. The transcript has 25 exons. Gene Ontology annotation, molecular function: DNA polymerase binding; DNA helicase activity; DNA binding. Gene Ontology annotation, biological process: negative regulation of DNA recombination; telomeric loop disassembly; regulation of double-strand break repair via homologous recombination. The record is from RefSeq and is a predicted model, not a curated record. NCBI's taxonomy places the organism in Eukaryota, Viridiplantae, Streptophyta, Magnoliopsida, Poales, Poaceae. Bases 1 to 3018 code for a protein of 1005 amino acids.